Amphibalanus amphitrite is the source of this 11851-nucleotide messenger RNA. Its product is annotated as probable histone-lysine N-methyltransferase CG1716. Gene Ontology annotation, molecular function: histone H3K36 methyltransferase activity; protein binding. The transcript has 22 exons. NCBI's taxonomy places the organism in Eukaryota, Metazoa, Arthropoda, Thecostraca, Balanomorpha, Balanidae. The record is from RefSeq and is a predicted model, not a curated record. Gene Ontology annotation, cellular component: nucleus; chromosome. Gene Ontology annotation, biological process: regulation of DNA-templated transcription. The coding region runs from base 202 to 10317 and encodes 3371 amino acids.
AUUGUACUAAAAUCCCUCACCACAGCAUGGCGCCGAAAUUUCUUGGUGUUUUCAGGCGCGCUUGAAGAUUUGGAAUUCGGAUGUUAUAAUUAAUUGCUUAUUAUUUUUCCUAGCAGUUCAAGUCAGCGAUUGAUGUUUCGGAUUUAAGAUGAAUCGUAACGAUUGAUUCUACUCUUCCCACGCGUCAGCCAAUAAGAAGUAAUGGUAAGGAAGCGGGAGCAGGCAACUGCGGCCGAUGCCACGACCUCGGAGACGACGCCAAGCCGACCCCGUCGGGCCAGCCAGCGAGUGGCGGCGGCAGGAGGAGCCGACGCCUCCACCGCACCCGCCGCGGCAGCCGCCGCCGCCAGGGACCUGAAGUCGCCGCCGCCGCCAGCAGCCGUCUCCGAGUCCCCAGUGCAGCCGCCUCCCUCGCCAGCCGCGACUCCCAAGCGCGGUCCGAAGGUGGACUCGCCCGGACCCCGUGCCCGCCGCAGCGCUCGACUCAGCCUGCCUGACGAUGUCUCUUCCAAUGGUGGCUCUGGGGACGGUGCUAAAGAGACGCAGAAGUCUGUCACUACUCCUGAUCCUGACAAAAGCCCCACAGUAGUGCUAAUGCGAAUGGCUGGUGAUGGUAGUCAGAAGAACUCGCAGGUAGACGUGCAGACUAGCAGCCUGCCUGAUGUGAGACAACAUCGCGUUACCGAGACGGAUAGUUCUAAAACCCAGCCUAAUGCCACUCGCCAAACCAGCAAAAGCAGUGAGGCUGUACAAGUGUCCUGUGCUGGCGAUAGCAAUCCUGGACAGGAUGGAGGAAGUGGCGAUGGUGUGGGAAAGGGGGCCAAAGAAGGAACAGCCAAGUGCCACGAACAAUCAGAUCAAGAUCGAUCGCCGAAGUCUACUCAGAAAUCGACGAAUGGAUGUGGGACGAAAAGCAGCGUACAGUUAGAGGAAGGCUCUAAAAAAGAAGCACGAAGAAAAUCGCGCGAAACCAGCAAGAGUGGCCACGGAGUCAGUGAUGCUUCGAAAUUAAAUGUCAUCGAUGAAAAAUCCAAUGGUGGGCCCAAGGAGGGUUCCAUUCGACUGAAGUCUAUUGAGAAUGCUCAAAAUAAGCCCACCAAGGAUUCAGAAGUCGAUUCUAAAGUUGGAAAGUUGCCUAUGCCCAAAGAAGGUACUUCCAGUGAAAAACAAAAGAAAACUGUAGCCAGUGAUAGCGGAAAUGAGGCCCGUUCUUCUCAGGACAGCAAAUCGUCAGAGCGUACCUCUAAGCCGGAUGAACGGAUGGCGAAAUCAACAGGGCAAUCAUGUCCAAAGGAGUCGCACAAAGUUUCCAGUGAUAAGCCCAGGCGAGAAGAAGAUCGUAAUGCUUCUAAGGAGGAAUCGAAGCGUAGAGAUUCGUCACAGUCUAAAGCAAGGUCAAGUCACGAAGACCGCAGGUCAUCGCGAGAUCAGUCGCGACAUAGCUCAGAUACGCCAAAAGAUGCCUCUAGUCAUACCGGUCGUAAGGAAACCUCCAAGGACAGCUCGGGACACAGAGAUCACAAAGAAUUGUCCAGUAGCUCAAAACAUGAAGAUCGUGAAAAGUCGUCCAAGGAAACUUCAAAACGAGAAGAACCAUCCAAUGACAGUGAGGGGCACAAGAAAAGGACUGAAUCAUCUGAAGUUGCCUCAAAGCAUACCAGUCGCGGAGAAUCACCCAAAGCUGGAUCGGAAAACGCAGUGCCCAAGGAGUCGUCCAAAGAUAGCUCGAGGCACAAAGAUAGAGGAGAUUCUUCAAAGGAUAGUUCAAGGCAUAGAGACCGGGAAGAAAGUUCGAGAUCUAAAGACCGCAAAGAAUCGUCACGAGAUAGCUCAAAGCACAAGGACCGCCACGAGUCAUCCAAGGAUAGCUCCCGACACAGGCAUCGUGAUUCAUCCAGAGAUAGAUCCAGACAUAAGGACCGACGUGAAUCUUCCAAGGAAAGAUCAAGGCACAAGGACAGGCAUGGCUCGUCAAAAGAUCGUUCGAGGCACAGAGAUCACCACCAUAGCUCGUCUAGGCACAGUUCCGGGCACAGAGACAGACACGGGUCUCGGCGAGAUGAGCGAAGGGAUUCAUCGAAGAGCAGCUCUGAUAGGAAAGAUCGGCGAGAUUCAUCCAGGGAUCGAUCGAGACACGACCACCGACGACACUCUUCCAAGGGCAGUUCUGAAAGACAUGACCGACGAGAUUUAUCUAAAAGUAGCUCAGACCGGCGGCAUUCUUCUAAAGAUCAUUCAGGAGACAGGCGAAAAGAAGAGUCACGCAAAGAUGAUGACCGUGGUAAAGAACCUUCAGCAUCUCGCCAAGAUCAGUCUGGUCGCGACGAGAAAGAGCCCCGAAAAGAUGCUCCACAACGAGUUACUUUCUCAGAGGAACCGUCUAGAAAUGAACCGGGAACAUCUUCCGUCGGUGUCAAAGAUGGUGGCUCUGCGGAUUCCACCCAGAACAGGGAUGGUGGGAAAAUAUCUGACGACCUCAAGGGUUCGACUGUGCAGGCAGCAACUGCCAAAUGCGACUCCAAACACGAUACUGAAAAGAUGGCCACCAGCACCGCUCAAGUAAAGUCCAGUGAGAAUCAGCCCACUGGGUCAUCUCCUCCCUCAGGCCCCGCGGGCGACGGCGUAAGCGUCGCUGCUUCUGCCAAACCCAAAGUCGUGACCCCGCCAGCUCGGCGCUCGAGCUCUCGACGUUGUGUCCUGGCCGCCGCUUCCGGCUCGAAUCAGAGACGUGGCGCAGGAAGGCGGAGGGCGACCGGCCGUGCCACCCGGGCCGCCGCCGCUCCGCCACCUACGGAGGACUCAUGCGACGCAGAUGGCCCUUUCACCGGGUUUGAGGCCAGCUGCACCGUUAGCGAAGUGUCUCCGAUGUUGAGUCGGUUUCUGGAUCGAGUGGAAGCGCUCGUAGCGACAGCUGGACUGUCAUUCUCCAGCGGAGACGGUAUUGUGAAGAUGAAAAGUCCAUCAGACGCGAGCCGUAGCGCUGAGAAGAAGUAUGUCGAUGAGAAGGCAAAAGAGAGGCUGCCAACUCCGAAGAAGACGAGGAGGGAUACCAAGACUGAGCAGGGCGAGGGAAGUGCUUUGAAGCCCAGAGUUACCAGACGGACUAGCCGAGGAAAUCCAAGAGUUGCGAAACGCAGCUCGAAUGCUGAGGACAAAUGCAAGGAACAAGAUACGAAAUUGGUUAGUGUUAAAAGCAGUGACACGGCGAAGAGCUCCGACAAGGAUCAAAAGGUUACUGAUACUCCUUCUACCCGUAAGAAUGUCGCUUCUAAUUCAUCUCCAGACCCACAGUCUUUCCCUCCCGCUGCCUCUGACAAGAGCUCUCCCGAAUUACCUGUUGUAGGGUCCACUCAGGAGAGGAAAACCCCACCACGAUCCACCCGAUCUCGCUCAAAGGGUGCCCACGCCCAGCCAUCACCAAAAACUCGAGAAAGCAAGCCUCAGACGUCCGAGGUGAAAGAAACUCGCCGCUCGACACGCAGUCAGCCACAGCCGCCCAGUCCUGUUCCAGUAGAGCCGCCGGUGGCGGGAACGGACGGCGCCGUGUCGCGCAUCUCGCCGCUAGCGGUGGAAGUCCCCGUCUCGCCCAGCCCGCCGCUGCGGUCUGGCUCCGACGUCAGCAGCCCCGCGGCGUCAGCCGACUCCCGCAGCCCGCCGCUGAUCGGUGUCCCUCCGCCGGACGCCGAUGAUAACGCCUGCAGCUUCCCGUCGAUGCCGUUCCGGGAUACCAAUGAUAACGACGACUCGGGCUGCGUUUCGUCGGUCCCCUCCGCCGCCCCUGUCGCCGUCGAUGCCGGUGCAGAGGAGGACUCACCGACGCGCAGUGAUGGGUACUCGGGUGGUGAUGAGUUCUCUGCUGAGAGGAGUCGUCGGCAGCGCGCGCCGCGCCGCUCCCGUCGUCGUGUCGCUGCCUGCCAGCCGCCGGACACAGCGACGGCCUCGUCCUCGUCAACGGUUGGCGGAGCUCGAGGAGGUCGUUUGGAGACGGUGUCAGUCGAACCAGACGGUCGUGUGUCUUUUUCAUUCGACCUCAACCAGCUGGCGGCUCCCACACAGUGUAAGGAGGCCGAACGUCAGUCACCGCAGUUCGAACUGUCUGCUGGACCGUCAACUCCACCCGUGUCCUUCCGAGGGGCGCCUUCCAACGAGCCACUAGCCAUCGCCGGCCCUAGCGGCGUGGGCGCCGAUCCGUCCAUCUCCUCGGAUGACGAAGAAGGUCCGUUUCUCGGCUGGACUUCUGUCAGCGAUGGACUCAAACCGGUCUCCGAGAGCCGCCCGAAGGACAAGACAGAAGUCACUCCAGCGAAAGAAAUUGAGGUCUCUGAGGAUGUUCCCACAACUUCGUUUGAUUCAAAGAUGUUCGUGGGUGAGCCGGAAGUUUCUAACGAACAGACUGGUAAGGUGGCGGCGGCGCUCCCAGUCGACGCAGAGCCUGUUGAUGACAUGCCCUUGCCGAAGGUCGAUGAGCCAGAUGCUGACGUGGUUGAAGCCGAACAUGAAGUUUCCGGGAAGGCAGUGCCUGAGCUACCAGGGGAGCCUAGCGAGGAUGCUGUCGAUAAGCCUGCGAGGAACGAAGCCGUGAAGGAUGUCGAUGAUGAGGAAGUCUCGAUAUCAAAAGACCGUGUGCCAGAGAAAGGGCAGAGCGACGAGUCCAGUCCCGAUAGUCCUCUCCGCGAGCAAGAAAGGCGUUCGCCGGAUACUGUGCGGCAGGAGAGGGAGCCUUCUGAUGAUGAAUCAGCUCUUGAACCAUGUACCAGGGAAAGAAGUACGGAUCCGUUGGACUCUGAAGCAGAUGAAUCUGUGCCUGAAAAAUCAGUUGAAGAUGCAACAUCCAAUAUUCCGCCACCCGAGCCUGUCGCCGCUGAAGAUGUGGGAGUUCCUGCGAAAAGCCCAGUGCCCGAUAAGCAGGAGAACUUCCAGAGUCCCCGGCAGGAACAAUGUGUGAUGGAUAUAGACCUGGCCGAUAUCCCUCUUCCAGGAGAGGUGCCUAAGCAUGAUGCUGCCGAUCAUGAGGAAAAAUCGAAGAAGGAACCAAUCGAGCCGUCAGCUUUGAGCUUCGCGGACAAGAUCUCCUUUCACAGAGAGGAUUCGGAUGAAGGAGACGCCGUGCCGGAGAAAUCGCUUGGUGUAAGCAGAUCGACAAGAAGGGGCUCAGAUCUGAACGAUAACUUGGAAAAAGAGUCGUGUCGCGAGCUAGCUGUUGAGUCCAACGAGCAGCCUAAGAAGGGGUCUGAUGUCCGGUUCGACGCAGACUGCCGCGAACACCGGUUCGAGUCGGUCCAGUACGAUAGCGACUCUGAAGCAGAGCACAAGAGGGCAGUGUCAGCGGCCGUUGAAGCUGAACUGGAAUCGAACUCCGAACACCCGUUCGACGCUUCUGCGUUUGGUGAACAACCCAUUACGCAGGAGGAGAAAGAACCUGUGAAGGCGCCUUUGGCAAAUGAAGACUCUGUUGCUUCUAGUGGUCCAGAUCUGCUCACGGAGGACAAGCUUUCCCAAUCCACGUACGAUCCGGAACACCCCACGGCGGCGACAGACGAGAGCCAGGAAGGCAAUGAGGAGGGGAAAUCCCCAGUCUACCCUGCGGCGAAGGACGACUCCCAGUCCGCGUACGAUCCAUCACAGACAAUGAUGGAUCUCGACUCGAUGGCUGCCGAGACUUUGCCAGAGAUUUCGGUGCCUCCCUCCCCAGUGACUGGAGAUCCGAGCCUAAGUAGCCCACCAUCCGCUGAUGCUGAUGCCACCCUUCCCUUGAAGUCAGACGACUCGCAAGGAGCAACGCUGAUUGAAACUCUGCCUGAGAGUCAGAAAACGGCGCCGAACGAGCCGACAGAAACCAAGGAGGAGGAGGCUGACUCGCAGAUAUCUGAGCCUGAUGGCGAAGCGAUGCCGAAGCCAGAUGCGGAGCCAGACGCAGAGUCUGUGGCGAAGUCAGAUACGGAGGACGCGGACAAUGAUGCUAAGAUUGAGGCCGUGGAAUCGACUGCAGCAGCUGCGAAGUCAGAGACGAAGGAACGUCCGGGGCAAGACGAAUCGGCGACGGUGGUUGUUGAAUCAGAGAACGACGAGAAGAAGCUAGAACCUGUUGUUUCUGAACCCAAACCUGACGAUGUCGAAGCUUCAGAGAAGACUGCUAAUGACGGUGUGACUGCCUCCGACACGCUAAAAUCGGAUGACAAAGAGUGCCGGGAUUCACAUCCGGACUCCGUGCCGCCCGACGAAUCACAGACUCAUUCAAUAGGUGAUUCAGACGCUGACGGUAAGAGCGCAGCACUGGAGCCGCCGGCAUCAACUGAUACCAGCAGCCCGAGUCCAGCGGCGCCGGUACAGGAGUCCGCCGCCAGGGACUCUGCGGACUCAAGCAGUCCGGCGCAGACAAAGCCUGACGAGACCCGCGGUGACCAGCGACCAGCGGAGAAGGCUGCCGACGUAAAGAAGCGGCCCGGCUAUGUAACAAGUCCUGAGAGGAAGAAAUCAGCGGCCGAGGCGGGGAUGAGCACGCUGGCCAAGGUGCUGAACCAGAAGUUCGCCAACAGCCGCAUCCAUGCGGCGAAAAUCGGCGAGAAACUCCGCAACUAUCAGGUGAUCACGGACAACAUCUGGCUGGCGCCCAAGCCUCGCGAGACCAAACAGCAGAAGGAGACGCGUCGCAUGGUGUGCGACUGCAGCCUCACCCCAGAGGAGCUGGAGCGGGGAGAGCGGGGCUGCGGCGCCGACUGUCUCAAUCGGCUGCUCAUGAUCGAGUGCGGUUCGCGGUGUCCGAUGGGCGACCGGUGCGGCAACAAGAGAUUCACCCGGCGCCGCUACUGUCGUACCGAGGUGUUCCGUACUGACCUCAAAGGGUACGGUCUGCGGGCACUGCAGGACCUGCCAGCCGGCGCCUUCAUCUACGAGUAUGUCGGAGAGGUGCUGGACAUGCGUGAGUUCCGUCGCCGCCGCUCCGAGUACGCCCGUCUCAAGUACAACCACCAGUACUUCAUGGCGCUGCGCGGCGACACCAUUGUGGACGCCACAGAGAAGGGCAACGACUCGCGCUUCAUCAACCACAGCUGCGAGCCCAACUCGGAAACGCAGAAGUGGACGGUGAACGGUGAGAUCCGUAUCGGCUUCUUCACUCAGCGGCCCGUGGCAGCCGGAGAGGAGAUCACAUUCGACUACCAACUGCGCAGGUACGGCCGGAAGGCGCAACGCUGUUUCUGCGGCUCGGCGCAGUGCCGCGGCUGGAUCGGCCGAAAACCGGACGAACAGACUCCAGAGAGUGAGGAGGAGGAUGAUGGCGAGGAGGAGGAGUCCGGAGCGCGCGCAGGAGCGGCGAGGAAGGCCGAUCGUGCGCGGGUCAUGAGGAAAGACGCGGCGCGCAGAGAGCUGGGUGUGGAGAUCUCCCGUCUGGCGGCGUCCGGCCUCAAGUCCCGCCAGCACACACUACAGCUGUCCCGUUUGAUGGUGCGGGCCGAGAGCGACGCCGACCGGUGUACGCUGCUACAGCUGCUGAGGGCUGCCGACCAGCCGUGCAGACGCCUGUUUCUGGACUACCACGGGCUGCGUCUGAUGUGGACCUGGAUGGCAUGCGGUCCGUCCACCAACGGCGACUCACAGCCCGACUCGGACACGCACAGUCUCAGGAAGGAGAUCCUGCGAACUCUCUCGGUGCUGCCGAUUCCCGACCGUACAGCGGUGCGCGAGUCGCGUGUACUGGCCGCCGUGGAGCGAUGGGCACAGGCCAGUCGACCGAGCACCCCCACCACGCCGGAUACGGACCCGCCGAGUGACCACACGCCGCCCGAGGCUGGACCGAUCGGCGACAAGGAGGCCGCGGAGAUCUCUGAGCUGGCCAAGGAGCUGCUGACCUCGUGGUCCACCCUGAAGAACGUCUUCCGCAUCCCGAAAAAGGAGCGGCUUCAGCGGAUGCGGGAGCACGAACAGGAGGCCGACCGUGGUUACCAGACGUACCUGGAGCAGCAGACGCGGGCCAGCUCCCAGUACGCCAAGCGCGGCUACGGCUGCUCGCCGGAGCGCAGAAAACGCUCCAGGGAGUCGCCAGAACCCGUGGAGCGGCGCACCAAAAAGUACCGCGCCUUCAGCGAUAGCCGCCUGACCAAGGAGGAGCGGCGCAAGCUGUUCACUCUGGAGGUCCAACAGGAGGAGGAGCAGGAGCGGCAGAGACGAGAGCAGGAGCGCCGCCGGCUCCAGGGCGACCCCGCACCCGCGGCUCCCGCGGUGACGGAGCCGGUGCCGGAGCCGGAGCCGGAGCCGGAGCCGGAGCCGGAGCCGGAGAGGGUACAGCGACAGCAGCAGGAGGAGCUCUGGAGCGGCCACGAGCAGCGCUGUACCAUGCUCGGCCUGGAUCCCUACCUGACGCCCAUCUUCGACGCCAGCUUCCAGUACUACUGGGAGCCGUCGGCGGGCGCGUGGCAGCCGUACACCCCCGGUGACCCGGCCGUGCCUCUGGUGGCGGCCUCUGGCGCCGACCCGGCCCUCAUGGCAGCCCUACCUCAUCACCUGGCCGUAUUCCAGAGUAUGGCGGCGGUCGAUCUCCAGCAGGCCCAGCAGUACCUCGCGCGGGUGGCGCAGGGCCGGCAGUCUACAUCUGCACCCCCACCGACCACCGCUCGGCCGCCCUCCCCUCCCGCGGAGGCUCGGCCUCCCUCCCCUCCCGCGGAGACCCGCCCGCCGUCCCCUCCCGCCGGGAACCGUCCGCCGUCCCCUCCCCAGCGUCGGCCGCCGUCCCCGCCCCCGCAGCAGCCGCAGCGCGUGAUGGCCGAUCAGUUACCACAGAUGGGUCUGAUGGACCUGCUGAGGGCUCAGGUCACUGGCAGGUUCGUGCCGGACCCCAGUCUCACCUCUACCUCUACUACCACCCGCUCCGGGCUGGGGCCGGCCGACAGCGUGGCCAGUAUUCCCCUGCCGGAGGAGACCGCCCGGCCGCGCUCACCGCCGCCUCAGCAGCCGCCCCUUCCCCGCGAACCGGCCCGGCCACCGCCGCCGCCUGAGCCGGAGGCAGAGGGCUCGGUCCGACUGCCGCCCAAGUGGAGAAUGGCGACCGAUGAUACGGGAAAGGUGUACUACUAUCAUCAGGUGACGCUGGAGACUCGCUGGGACCCGCCCGCCUACCCGGACUCCACAGUAGCCGACCCGGAGCCGGUCGGCGGGCCCAGCUACAGCCCCACCAACCAGUCCAGCUCCGAGUCCAGCUCCGAGAGCAGCUCGUCCAGCUCCAGCUCAGAAUCCAGCUCCGACUCAGAGUCCAGUCACGGGGGUCAUGCGAGUCCGUCGGCCGUCCGGCGGAAGAGGCGACUCAGCUCUGGGAGUGGCGGCAGUGCGGGCAAGGAGCGUCCGGCCCAGCCGCGCACUCCCAGCCCUGUGUUACCCGAGGCGCCUCCGCCGCCGCGACUGACGGCACCUGAAGACGAGUUAGAGGAGGGGGAGAUCCCCGACGUAACGGCCGCAGAGAGGCUGCUACGCCGCCUGAGUCGUCGCCACAGCAGCAGGACGGCGGAUCCGCUGCUGGACAAACCGCCCAGUCCUCCACCGGAGUCGAGCCGCUCCGAGUCGCGUCGUCGCGAGCGUCGAGAGCGACGACAGCGGCGCGCCGACGCGCGGCGCGAGCGGCGCCGAGACCGCGAGUGUGAGCGUCUGCUGAGGAAGCACCGGCGACACCAGCAGGAGAGCACUAUCGGCGACCGGGCGCCCGGUGACGAGGCGCGACACAUCCGCGAGGAGGCCAUCAAGAGGUUCAAGGCGAAGGAGGAGGCGCUACUGCAGCAACAGGAACAGGCAGCCCGGGAGCGGCGGCGAGCCGAAGCCGAGGCGGAGGCGGCGGUGCUGGCCAAGCGGCGGAAGCUGGAUCCCAAGAGAAGUUCCUCGUCCUCCGUUGAACCCUCGGCGGGCUCCGCGGGUCCGGCGUCGGUCAAACCGAAACCUACCUCCGCCGCGGCGGACACCAGCUCAGAGACGGCCAAAAAGACAAAGGACAUAAGCCCGGUGUUGCAGAUUAAGGACAGGUUCCUGGUGCACAUGUCGGCUGUCGUCGUCUCCGUGCUCAACGGCUUCCGCAGGCCGACCUGCAAGCAGGGCCGCAUCACAUCCACAGAGGACUUCAAACUGCUCGCCAAAAAGCUGACGCACCACGUGCUAGUAAAGGAACUGCGAAGCGUGAAGCGCGUCGAAGACCUCGUUCCAAGCGAUCCGGUCAAGCACAAAGCUCGCUACUACGUGCGCAAGUAUAUGAGCCGCUUUGGCGAGCUGUACGUGGGUCCGUCGUCUCAGCCGGGCGGGUCGGGAGACGCCGGCCCCGCCUCCGACCCCGUGGACUUCUGACCCCCGGCUGGUGACGUCACGGCUGCGGUGUGACGUCACGUCACUGGUGACGUUAUAACGAUGGUGUGAUGUUCGGUAGUGAUGGCUGGAAGUCUACAGGAAACAGGGACAGUGCGUAGUGAUGGUAUGUUCAGAAGGAGCGAAGGUUGGUGUGUCGUCACCCAGUAGAGUUGUACGGUGCUCGACGGGCGGGUGGUAUAGCCAGCUAGAAUAUGGCCCCCGCGGUGGGAAGUGGUGGGGGCAGAGGCGGGUGGUCUCGGGAGAGAGAGGAAAGGGGUCGAUGAUAGAGAUCCUGAGCUUGAGGUGUCUACGCGACUCAUUAGCCACUGUAAAUGGCGAGGACAGGAUGUCUGACGGUCUGUGCUGUUAGUGCAAGUGUGUGUCAGGGAGAUUCCACCGCCUUGGUACGAUACAGAGACUAGAGAGCUAACGAUGUACCGGGGGAGACGAUGAAACGGGAGAGGGACUGCUGGUGCGCAGGGUUAACAGGGCGUAGGAACGUGAGCGAGGCGCUGGUCGGUAGUAGGUAGUAAUCUAGUGUUUUCUUCUUUUCUCUUGUUUCACUAAAUCCGGAUUUGUGUUGGUCGGAAGUGCAGAAAACAGAUCGGUCGUUGCAAAGUAGUCAAGAAUGAAAACCAUGUCCUCGUGGUGAAGUUUAUGGAGUUGCAGUUUAGAUAGACACUUUCGGACGCACUUUGAAGCUUGUAAUUCGUUUCGGGCGCACCUUGUUCAGUUCUGCGCUGUUCCAUAUCAUCCCUCCGCAGCGGCUUACCACACGCAAUCUUCUGGCUCUGGCUAGCCUCCCCUGAUCCUCUCUCCUCCCACUCCCAUCCUCUUCCCCUCUCCAGGCCUGCCCCACCCCGCCCCUGGCUGACGAUACCAGCACAGACGAGCGCUGUACUACUGAUUGGCUAUUGUAAGCUGGAAGACAGAGCGUCAAUGCAAGUCGCUGUAUCAUACCGGCCCCUCGGUCACGCCUUGGCCCCAGCCGGGCCAUUGUUGGUGCCGAGAUGGCCGGUGCGUUAGUGCUGUUAGUUCCGUACAAGGAGGGCGAGAGAUAGAGACCGUGGUUCCGGUGGUUCUCUCUGCAUGUGAUUGUACAAUAGGCUCUUUUGUAAUGUUUGUGCUGUACAUACAUAGGAGUUACGGCGAUGGUCGAUAGAUGCUGGCAGAUGUUUCGUUGAAUCGAAUCUGCAUUGCCUGGAAGUUUCAUGUUGCGAUUUACUUGUUGAUAUAAGGCUUUCAUCGGAGGAUUUGGACAAUUUCGAGGUUAAAACUCCGUUACUGUAAAGUCGUUGCUGUGCUGUGUCUGUGUCUGUGACGCGUAGGACAGAUAGGUUCAGUUUAAGGGCCCGCCCUGACGCCUGAUCGGUUGUCUGCCAGCGUGUCUGUCCUCGUUGCGGCGGUCCCUGCGUAUCCGUGUGCUCCGUUCGGAUAGUCUAUUCCUGUGACCGGCUCCGUUGGAGCUGCCGGCGGCGUGUGGAUGCUCGUGCCGCCGGCAUACGGUCAGUACAAUAAACACAAACCGCUACUG